Penaeus monodon (black tiger shrimp) is the source of this 686-nucleotide messenger RNA. Its product is annotated as adult-specific cuticular protein ACP-20-like. The transcript is spliced from 4 exons. Gene Ontology annotation, cellular component: extracellular matrix. Bases 98 to 454 code for a protein of 118 amino acids. The record is from RefSeq and is a predicted model, not a curated record. Lineage: Eukaryota; Metazoa; Arthropoda; Malacostraca; Decapoda; Penaeidae.
AGGCUGCAAAACUCUCAAGUAUAAAAGAGCGUCGCGACAAACCGUCUUCACUCCAACACAAGCCAUCGCCACAAAAUCAGCUGAUCUCGAUUCUAGGAUGAUCUACCAAGUAAUUGUAGUUCUGGUGGCCUUUGCCGUGUCACAGGGCCAUCCAAGCAACUAUGGUGGAGGAGGACCUGUUUAUGCCUCUGGACCUAUCCCCUACAAUUUCAACUACGCCGUGAACGACGCCUACUCGGGAACCAACUUCGGUCAGAACGAGAAGUCCGACGGCAGCAACGUGUGGGGAUCCUACACCGUCGCCCUUCCCGACGGACGCAAGCAACAAGUUGACUACACCGCUGACCACGGCAGGGGAUUCGUGGCCAAGGUCAGCUACUCCGGCAAGGCUCAGCAUCCUCAAGUCUACGGUCCGGCCAUCACCUUCCCACAGAACGGCGGAGGAUAUCACUAAACACCUUUUGGCAUUUGCCUUUUAAACCCCUGUACUUUUAUAUAUUCGAUAACACAAAUCUGCACGCAUAUAACAUGCAGAGGAAAUAAAUGUAUAUAACUACAAUAGUUCCAUUUUCCUAUUCCCCGAAUUUUUCUCCCAAAAAGGAGAACGAAUCGUGACGUUUCAAAUCCAAUUAGGAAACCUCUUCAAGCGACCUAAAAAUAUGUUCUUGUCUUUCACACGCAUUACU